Oryzias melastigma (Indian medaka) is the source of this 2982-nucleotide messenger RNA. RefSeq names its product E3 ubiquitin-protein ligase RNF14. The coding region runs from base 520 to 2187 and encodes 555 amino acids. The transcript has 7 exons. Lineage: Eukaryota; Metazoa; Chordata; Actinopteri; Beloniformes; Adrianichthyidae. Gene Ontology annotation, cellular component: ubiquitin ligase complex; cytoplasm. Gene Ontology annotation, biological process: positive regulation of proteasomal ubiquitin-dependent protein catabolic process; protein polyubiquitination; ubiquitin-dependent protein catabolic process. The record is from RefSeq and is a predicted model, not a curated record. Gene Ontology annotation, molecular function: ubiquitin conjugating enzyme binding; ubiquitin protein ligase activity; zinc ion binding.
UCAAUGGUGGAAUGAUGGGAUAUCAGCAGAGGCUUACUUCUGUGCCACAACAUAAUUACUAUUAUUUUAUUUUUAUUAUUUUUUGGCUAAAACGGCAUAAUCAUAAUAAACAGAAAUCUGGGAACAAUUUUGCUAUAGAUCCAAUAUGGAGGGAGGGGGACUUUAAAGGCAUUUUAAAUCAGAUUAAUGAAAGUAAUAAUAAAAUUGGAAAUAUUUGAUCAGCUGAUUUUAAUAAAGUCGAGCAUCUUUACAUUCACCCGACCAGCGUGUCCGCUGACUCUAUCCCCGGGGAUUGCUCUCCAACCUCCGUGUUUGCAUCAUCCUGCAGUCUGCGUUGCUAUAAAAGAGUCAACAGAGGGACGGGCAACAACCGACCAGGAACUAGUACCUGCGGAGGAAUCACGGGCACUUCUACUGUAGUUUUAGAGAAAACGAACCAUUCGAGAAGCUUUAGAAAGACACUUUUUGAGACGAAAAAGAAUUCUAGAACUCUCGCUUUUGAGUCUGUCGUUUGGUGACAUGAACACGGAUUUGGAGGAGCAGGAAGAUGAACUGAUCGCCCUGCAAAGUAUCUAUUAUGAAUCGGAGGAGUUCGUCCGGAAGGAGUCGAAGUCUGCCGGAGAAAUCCGAGUGUCCGUGGAGCUUCCAGCCGAUUUUACCGUCGUUCUUAAACACGAUGGAACUCUGAGAAAAUAUCAAAUAUCCUUCCUGCCACCUCUGCUUCUGACCUUUGAACUUCCUGAAGAUUACCCAUCCUCCUCCCCUCCCUCCUUCACCCUCACCUGCAGCUGGUUGACUCGCACACAGCUUGAUUCCUUGAGUGUCCAGCUAGUUGAUCUCUACCAGGCCACAGGGGGCGCUGUGGUGCUGUUCUCCUGGAUUCAGUUUCUAAAAGAGGAUGCCCUGAAGUUUCUGGACAUCCACAGCGUAUUUGAGGUUCCUUCUGAUGAAGACAGUUCUCUGUGUAACAAAAGCAAACAAGAAGCAGAGGUUUCCGAAUCAAAGAUUGAUUCUGAUACUUUGGAUUUAGGAUCCACAACUAACCAACAACAAAAUGGAUCAGAUCUUUGCGGGUCAGACUUGUUUGAAGCAUCUGGUGAUAGUCAACAGAACCCUUCAAUUUCACAGGGGAGCAACCCAGACUCUCAGGGAGCUUCAUCACUGGGUUCUGACAAGAAUGACAAAAACUAUUUAACAUCUGACCCAAUAUCUGAACCUGAGUUGCUGUCCGACCCAAAUCCAGAUAAAGUCCCAGAAGAUGUGCUGAAUGAGGGGAAAGCUUCAGGCUUGGCGGUGCCUUCCUUAAGCUCCUCAGAGCAACAAGCUCCAACUCAACAAGAGCAGCACAUUCCAGCCACAGAUUCUCCAGCAAACAAACCCCAACUUUAUGCCAAUCUGUCUUUGACUUCAUCUCAAAUCCUGCUGUCCCAGAUUUUGAUCCAUAAUGCAUCACAGAAACGGAAAGUGUUCGGCACCACAGUGUUUGAUUGCGGCAUUUGUUUUUCGGCUUGGUUGGGGUCGGAAUGUGUGCAGCUGCAUGGAUGUGGCCAUGUUUUCUGCCAGGCGUGUCUCAGGGAAUUCUGUAAGGUCCAAAUAACUGAGGGGAACAUCCAGGGAGUCACCUGUCCACAGGCUGGCUGCCCUGCAACCCCAACACCUGCUCAGGUGAAGACUCUGGUAGGGGAGGAGCUCUUCAAUCAUUAUGAUCGCCUCCUCCUGCAGUUUACUCUGGACAGGAUGCCCGAUUUGAUCUACUGUCCUCGACCUUCGUGUAGUUCCGCCAUCCUUCUGGAAAAUUCCAGCACUGUAGCAUUGUGCCCUGGGUGCCACUUCGCUUUCUGCGUCACCUGCAAAAAGACCUACCAUGGAGCAAGCAAGUGCUACGAGGAGAAAGUAAUUCAAAAAGAACAGAUUGCAACACCAGAACUGAGCCUGCCAGAGUCUGAAGAAGGGGCGAAGGCUCUUUUGGAGGACUAUCAUUCCGGCAGCAAAGAGAGACGACGUCUCCUGGAGAAAAGAUAUGGAUAUGCUUCGUGGGUCAUGUUGGAAGAAACUGUAAAUGAGAAGUGGAAGAAUUGCAACACCCAACCAUGUCCUCACUGCUACUGUGCAAUAGAGAAAAACGGAGGAUGCCCCCACAUGUUGUGCACUCAGUGCAAUCAUUCUUUUAUCUGGCGUCGAAUCUGAUAUUUACGACUAUCAGACUUGCUACAGUGAUAAGGAGAGGUUUGGGGUUUAUCAGCAAUUGCUGAUUCAUCAUAAAAUAUAUUUUUUAACAAAUUGCACACAUUGUAACUAAUUUGAACAAAUUGCUUACAUUGUAACUAAAAAUAAAAAAAUAGCCAGGACAGAAUUCUAAAUCAAUGCACAAUUUAAAAAGAUAAUCACAUACUAGUAGAAAAAUUCCCUGCAAUACCAUGUCUCCAACAGUAGAUGGCAGCAAAUAUAAACUUCUUGCAUAGUAAAAUCUAAUAAGUGAAGGAAAAAAAUCUGUCUAAAAAAUCAGAUUGCCUUUUUAUUAGAUGUCCUUUCAAUUGACUCGAUGAAAGAAAUCAAAGAUAACAUUUUCUUGAUUUAUACUUUGCAUGAUAUGCUUACAAAAAAUUUGAGGGAAAUGUAAUUCCUACAUUUUUGCACUUAACAUGUACUGGGAAAGUGUUUUCCGUCUACUCACAGACUGACUUCCUGUUUUGGAAAGAUACUCCUUCCUUUCUCCACCAUUUGGUCAGAAGAGUGGAACAGAGGUCUCUGCUGCACAGUCCCAGGAGACACGGCUGAGACAUGAUCGGAAGCCUACAGCUGUCACGUGAAGCCGGAGUGCUUGUGUCCCUGUGUCUCUUCCAGGAAAACUCCAGUUUCCACACAGGGGUCGUGGCUUCUUUUAAAAACGUCCAAAGAACUUUUAGCUUACUGACCUGCCGGGGUCUGGAGAGAGCUUAUAUUUAUGUUCUUUCAAAUAAAGAAAAACACAAAAUACUGUAA